Pocillopora damicornis (cauliflower coral) is the source of this 833-nucleotide messenger RNA. Its product is annotated as zinc metalloproteinase nas-4. The record is from RefSeq and is a predicted model, not a curated record. Gene Ontology annotation, biological process: proteolysis. Gene Ontology annotation, molecular function: zinc ion binding; metalloendopeptidase activity. NCBI's taxonomy places the organism in Eukaryota, Metazoa, Cnidaria, Anthozoa, Scleractinia, Pocilloporidae.
UCACACAGAGAUUUCUCGCGUCGUAUCUCUCUGGAAAGGUUGCAUCAAAAUGAUUUUAUUAUUUUGUUUCCUGGUUGCUUUUUGCACGUUGACGUUUGGAUCACCUUUGGAACACAAUGACCGUGAAAAGAGAGGCUCAUCUAAAAUUCGCGUCUUUGAGGGAGAUAUGUGGCUUACGGAGGAGCAGAUUCAAGCAGCCGAGAAUGGAAUGGAUCCUAAUAACGCUGCUGGAACACGUGGUUUGUCAAAAUACCGCAAAUGGCCCAACGGCAUUGUUCCUUAUACAUUGGCUGACAGUGCAGAUAAGUGGUACAAGAGAGGAGCAAUUUUUAGCGCGAUGAAAGAGUGGCAGCAGAAGACGUGCAUCAAGUUUGUUCCGAGGACAAAUCAGAGAGAUUACAUAGAGUUCUUUGUUGACAAAGGGUGUUAUUCAUAUGUUGGAAGGACUGGAGGAAAGCAACAAAUUUCAUUGGGUUUUGGCUGUGGCUACCAUGGCAUAGCUGUACAUGAGAUUGGACAUGCUCUUGGAUUUUGGCAUGAGCAAAGUCGACCUGACCGGGAUCAAUAUGUGGAAAUUGUGUGGGACCAUAUUAAAGAUGACCAGAAGCACAACUUCAGAAAAUAUAGUCACGGAACUAUCGACAGCCUCGGCGUUCCCUAUGACUAUGGGUCCAUAAUGCACUACGGGAAGCGUGACUUUGCAAAGUGGCCAUGGCAAACUACCAUCAAAACCAAGAAUGGCGCAUCCAUCGGUCAGCGAUCUCAUCUUAGUGCGUUGGAUGUCAAGCAAAUGAAUUUGUUCUAUGAUUGCAAUAAGAAAUAAAACUUAUGGG